Aspergillus melleus is the source of this 3029-nucleotide messenger RNA. It is a transcript of the gene PRI1, whose product is annotated as DNA primase small subunit. Lineage: Eukaryota; Fungi; Ascomycota; Eurotiomycetes; Eurotiales; Aspergillaceae. The record is from RefSeq and is a predicted model, not a curated record. Bases 1444 to 2805 code for a protein of 453 amino acids. The transcript has 2 exons. Gene Ontology annotation, biological process: DNA replication, synthesis of primer. Gene Ontology annotation, cellular component: alpha DNA polymerase:primase complex.
GCGAAUGGCAUCACUACCCUGACUACACGGCCUAGCAGAUCGAGCAUUGAAAGGAUCGGUUCUCUUGAAGAGCUAGUUUAGCAUGCUCAACAUGAAAGCAGACGAGAACAGCCUUGGUAGGCCUGCACGAGCUUGACAGCACGUAGCCUAAUGAAUAGAGCUGAUCUGAUAGAUCUCAAAGCAUAUUUGGUCGGCUAAGAGCCUGUACACGGGCAUUGGAUCAAGAAGAGCAAAUCAUUCGAUCCCCACUCCAGGGGCAUCGAAAUCGCCCGCCAACCCAAGUGAACAAUUUACAAGAUCUUCUUGAUCUUGCUGGAAUGUGGGACUUUGGAAAAGUGCCCCUGCAACGUUACACAUUACGUUGGGACCCUCAUAUUGGAGGAGGAAGCUGGUGACUGAGUGGACAAAAAGAGAUAUGUCUGUCUGCAAUGAGCACACUUGGAGUGGAGCAAGCAAGCGCAUGGCCAAGCACCCAGUAGGCAAGAUAAAACCGAAAUAGCAACAUGGUAGGUCCCAUAAUGGCGUGUCGUCCACUUCAUUCUGAAUCCCCGAGGGCCAUGAUGACGUUCCUUCGAGUUCCGAUGUGGACUAGUCAACCAGUCAAGGGUAAUCAGGGGAACAUUGCGAUACGAUUGCAGAAAUUGGCCACACUUGAAGUCUGGUAGAAGGCUCAAUAUGCGUAGUAGAUUGUGCGAGGUUUCAUACAAAAUGGGUCUCGUCGACGACAUCAAAGACUAGUGUAGGCGUCAUGCAACAAGGAUAGGAGUAGUCAUGGCAGGGUCGGUGAACAAAGUGCCGGAAAAGGCAACCCCCUGGAGCUGGUGGCCCCUGAGGAAUGUAGGGUGGAGUCGAAGAGCCAAUUAAUGUGUGUAAUGGCCAGCAAUAGAAGGGUAGCAGUCGAAGUCGAGGUUGAUGUAGUAGAUAAAGCCCGAGUGGGGCCCAUCGCCGUUUGCGGACCUCUCGGUGGUCCAAGCUCCAGAAGAAAUGCACGUGACUAGACUACACCGUCGAGUCACCUGACUAGAUUAGGGCUUAGGGCCGGGUAGGAAGGCGCGUCGUCACGCGUCCGGACGGCGCGUUAAUGGGCUUGGCCGAGCAGGGAGAAGACAUACAGCAAGUGUGAGGACAGGCGAAACAUCCCGAUCCCAAGCGCAAAGACCUCGAAUUUCCCCCAGGAUGCCUCAUUCUGAAUCUCCAGGAACAUCGCCGACUCAUCACAACGAUGAGGGAACUCUACCGGAUGCCCCUCCAGUAGACGCGACUUCCAGUGCCGCCGAAAGCAACUCUGAUAACCCGCAAAAUGAAACGACAGGAGAAAACCUUGCGGAACUCCUAUUUGACGAUGACGAUGACGAUGAAUACCCUGCAUCGAGUGCGCCAGACACGAAAAAUGUACCUCCGGCGGUCGAGUGAGUCCUGACCCGUCGAUUGAUACGACAAUUCAUGAGAGAUGCUAAUACCGACAUCUUCAGAUCCUCUGCGCCUCCACCGGCCAAAGUAGAUACCGACACCAUGCUUGCUUUUUAUCAGCGCCUUUUCCCAUUCCGAUAUCUGUUCCAAUGGCUCAACCAUGGGAUCGUCCCUUCUCCAGACUUUGGGAAUCGUGAAUUUGCCCUCACGCUUCAGAAUGAUGCCUAUCUCCGAUACCAGUCCUAUACAACCGCAGACCUUUUUCGGAAAGAUAUCUUGAAAAUGAACCCUUCGCGUUUCGAAAUCGGACCUGUGUAUAAUACAAACCCGCGUGAUCGCAAAACGCUGCGAGGAGGCCAGAUGAAACCCAUCUCGAAGGAGUUGGUAUUCGAUAUCGAUUUGACAGAUUAUGACGACAUCCGUUCUUGCUGCGAGAAGGCGAAUAUUUGCGGCAAAUGCUGGGCCUUUGUGACGAUGGCCAUGAAAGUUGUUGACACCGCUCUACGCGAUGACUUCGGAUUCCAACACAUCCUCUGGGUGUACUCCGGUCGUCGUGGUGCCCACGCCUGGGUUUGCGAUCCUCGUGCGCGCAGUCUUCCUGAUGACCGACGACGGGCUAUUGCAGGAUACUUGGAUCUCAUACGGGGAGGAUCUCAAAACGGCAAACGUGUGAAUUUGAGGCGACCGCUACAUCCCCAUAUGGCUCGGAGCUUGGAAAUCCUGAAACCCUAUUUCGCCCAGACUACCUUGGUCGAUCAGGAUACAUUCGCUGGCUCUGAGCAAGCGCAGCGACUUCUCUCCCUGCUCCCCGAUAAAUCGCUGAAUGACGCCCUGCGCAAAAAGUGGGAGUCAUCGCCGGACCGCUCCAGCACCAGCAAAUGGGCCGACAUCGAUGCUCUUGCUAAAACGGGAAAAAGCAGUACCCUCAAACCUACCGCUCUCCGAGAUGCCAAACAAGAUGUCGUGUUAGAAUACACUUAUCCGCGGCUCGAUUCCGAAGUCAGUAAGAAAAUGAUUCACUUGCUGAAGAGUCCCUUCGUCAUUCAUCCUGGUACCGGUCGUAUUUGUGUUCCCAUCGAUGCUCGAAAGGCAGAAGAUUUUGACCCUCUCUCGGUCCCUACCGUUACGGAGUUGCUUGCUGAAAUUGAUGCCUGGGACGCAGAAAACCCCAAUUACUCUGGAGGUGCCGAUACGGCGGAUGCUGAAGGGAGUGUGCCCAAUGGCUCGGAUGCCAAGGGUGGUCGGAAAUUGCAAGACUACGAGAAAACAAGCCUUAAGCCCUACAUCGACUACUUCCGCUCGUUUAUUGCUGGGCUUCUCCAAGAAGAGCGCACGGGUAAAAGGGAGCGCAAUGAAGAGAAGGUCGAAAUCAAAUCAGAAAGUAUGGAAUUCUAAAUCUCUCGAUUUGUGCCUUGUCUUCACCUUGAAGGGUGUAUGAUACCGUAUCUUUGACGAUCAUUUGGGAUUAUUUCAAGCGGGUUGGGAGUUAUAUUAUUCUGUGAUCUCAUCAUGUUCUGGCACGCCAUUAUGAUGGAUUCUGGGCGUUUAUAUUUUAUCAAUUCAAUCCACCCUACAUUCGAAUAUCAGUGACUUAAGCACCACAACCCAAGAACUCGGAC